Haemonchus placei is the source of this 312-nucleotide messenger RNA. The record is from the annotation of a GenBank genome assembly. Lineage: Eukaryota; Metazoa; Nematoda; Chromadorea; Rhabditida; Trichostrongylidae.
AUGAAAUUCAAAAAAGGAAGGUAUCUGGACAGAACACUAGAAGAAAGACGACAUUUGAACGAAGCGCUUGAAGGAAGGAGCGCAUCUAGAUGGUGUUCCAGAAGAAACUGCACAUCCGAAGUAAGGCAACGCUUCGGCACAUUCCAGAAGAAAGACGACCUUGAAGAAGCACCAGAAGAAAGGCGCCGUCUGCAGAAGGCAUCCGACGGAGAAGUGUCGCUUCGAUAUACAGUUGGAGAAGGAACCGGUUGUGAUCAAAAAGAAGGUACUGCAGUUCUUGUUCGAUCCAUCUGGCGAGGCGAUCGACUUUGA